Molecule: messenger RNA, 813 nt
Organism: Phoenix dactylifera (date palm)
Lineage: Eukaryota; Viridiplantae; Streptophyta; Magnoliopsida; Arecales; Arecaceae
Source: RefSeq, a predicted model, not a curated record
AUGGCUUCCCCUCUUACCAACCUAUACUUCAUCUGUCUCAUCGCUUUCGUUUUCCGGUAUGCCCAUGGCAAUGCCGUAGGGCUUCACGAGUUCGACGUCCUGGGUUCCUGGAGCAACUACAGCUGCUCUUCCGGCGGGAACAUCACCCGCGGCUUGCCGAUAAUCCAUCGGCUAAGCCCUUGUGCUCCCCAGAAGCUGCGUCUCAACUUCACCAGCGAGCUCGACCGGCAUUACCUUGACGAUAAGUUGACGCUUGGAACUGACUCCAGACUUUCCCGAGAGCGCAACUACCUCGUCGUCAUUGGGCUGGGCACUCCCAAAAAGGAUUUUCACGUGAUGUUCGACACCGGCAGCAGCCUUACUUGGGUCCAGUGCGAGCCUUGCAGGAAGUGCUACGACCAAGCAGAUCCAAAAUUCGAGUCGGCUCGGUCCUCCACGUACCGUAGGGUACGUUUCACCUCCCAAGCUUGCCACGAGCUUCCGUACCGUAGCGGCCGGACCCGACAAGGUUACUGCAAAUAUAAAAUCACGUACUUCGACGACGACUCUUCUGAAGGAACCUCCUCCAGCGAGACCCUCACUCUCGGAUCAGCGGACGUGAUUCCAGGAUUCCAGUUUGGGUGCGGGGUCGAUCAAGAAGGAACUCUCUGGGAUGCAUACGCUGGAAUCCGGGGUCUUGGAAGGGGCCCCGAAUCGCUGCUGUCCCAGACACCGAGAUACGGUGGGAUUUUCUCCUACUGCCUUCCGAUGGCAACGUCGCGCGGCUACUUGGCGCUGGGUGACAGAGGAAGCUCGUCCUCGAACAUCAAGUAG